GUAGCUGUUCUCCUGCAUUACCUGUACACCGCAAGCUUCAUGUGGAUGAGUGCAGAAGGACUGCAUCUUUAUUUUAAGAUCGUCACUGUCUUUAACCUCCAAAAUCUCAAAUUCAUCUACUACGUUGUUUUUUGUUGGGGGUCUCCUAUCAUAGUUGUUGGAAUAUCUGCCGUUACCAGAACUGAAGGAUAUGGUACAGGAAAUACGUGCUGGUUAUCAUUGGACAAGGGACUCAUUUGGUCGUUUGUUGGACCAGUCGCAGCCAUAAUUUUGUUUAAUCUCUUCAUGCUUGGAAUGACGAUAAAAGUUUUGGUUUCCUUGACUGAAGUAGCCGAAAGUGCCGCACAUAAAAACUCCUUAAGAUCAUGUGUGAAGGCAGCUUUGAUCCUGAUGCCAUUGCUGGGAAUAUCGUGGCUUUUUGGCCUUUUGAGCGUCAACUCUGGAACCAUUGCAUUUCAGUACUUGUUUGCUAUAGUUAACUCCUCACAGGCACGUUUCAACUCCAACAGAUAUGACACAAUGAUUAAUAUUCUGCCCUCUAGAUCAUGUGUGAAGGCAGCUUUGAUCCUGAUGCCAUUGCUGGGAAUAUCGUGGCUUUUUGGCCUUUUGAGCGUCAACUCUGGAACCAUUGCAUUUCAGUACUUGUUUGCUAUAGUUAACUCCUCACAGGGUUUCUUCAUCUUUAGUUUCCACUGCAUUGGCAACACAGAGGUUCGUGCAGCUUUGGUUAGAUUGAAGAAGAGACAUUCCGUGAAAGUUUCAACUCAAAAUGUAUCCUUGGAGAAAAUGAGGACCAAAUCGAAAGUACUUAAACAAUCGGAAGACCUGGGAAAUCCAAAAACAAACAUAGCGAAUGUGACAGAGAGCCCAUGAAUAGAUAUUCCAUUUCAACCAAGAAACAGUGGGGACCAUAUUUUUCACAUUGACUAAAACAGAAAAGCUAACUCCAGGUCUGCAACGAGGUGUAACGUUAGAGAAUCUUGUGCAAGGAUUUCUUUCAUCAGCAACGUCA
Molecule: messenger RNA, 1012 nt
Organism: Stylophora pistillata
Lineage: Eukaryota; Metazoa; Cnidaria; Anthozoa; Scleractinia; Pocilloporidae
Biological process (GO): G protein-coupled receptor signaling pathway; cell surface receptor signaling pathway
Cellular component (GO): plasma membrane
Molecular function (GO): G protein-coupled receptor activity
Source: RefSeq, a predicted model, not a curated record